UCUUUCUUUUGCAAAUAUUGACGUAUCCUUAGAAUACGUUUGAAGUGCAAAUUUUGCAAGAUUGAUCGAGUAGCCUCAAGAAUGGAUGUUCAGAUUAUGAAAAAUAUUCUUAGCUCUGGUAAUAUGACGAUUGAGGCGUUAGAUGAACAUCAAAAUCCAGACUUUCCUCCGAUAAGAUACAAUGUAAUCCAUGAAUUAUCCAAAAUAUUAACAAAAUAUUUAUCGUACAAGGUAUCCCAGGAAGCUUACCAGCGAUAUUCCGUUAGACUCCACCUUAUAGAUACGUUGAGAGAUUGGAGUCAAAUAAAAGGAGGCAUAGAUGAUCUUCGCUUCUUUAAGGAUAACCAAAGAUCUUACAAUUUUUUAAUUCGCUUUUUAAAAAAGUAUCUCUCCGAAGAAAUUAUAGGCUAUUGCGACGAUGCGGAUGGUCUAGUUCAGUUGGCUGAAAUAUUAUUCAAUGCGUUAAUGCAGAAAAGAUCCUUGACGAAAUGUUUCACAAGGGUUAUGGAGAGAAUUAUAAAAUUAGAUGAAACUGAGAAAAGCCAAAAGUUUUUACGGUAUAUUAUUAGCAAAAGCGAUGAGUUUAAAUUGGAUUCGGCUCUUAUAAACAAUAUAUAUUUGAAUAAAAAAUUACAAUUUAUCGAAAAGCCAUUGGGAGAUUCUUUUAUGGCUUAUUGUUCCGAUAGAAAUAAAGAGCAUUUGUUAAGUAAUAUGGACUCGUUGUUUGAAUACGUUAUCGAUAGUCCGCAGCUUUUUCAAACCGUUUCAGGCAAAUUGAAAGAAUUUUUCAUCGAAACCAAGUAUUCAGAGGUAGCUCGGGACUUUAUACAAUGCGUUUUAGAUAAAAUUGAAAUCAAUUGUGCGAAAAACAAGAAAGACUUAUUGGAUCUUUAUCCAACGCAUUUGCAAUUCUGCGUCAUACUAUUAAGAAUAAAACAACAUGUUCAUAGGGAGAAUUCUAGAAUACAAACUGUCGAGUCGCUAAAAGAAAUUUUCUUAAACGAUCACGACGAUGCAAUAACUUUAGUGUCACAUUUCCCGGAAUGGUUGCCAGACUAUUUGGCAUUCUUUGAAGCAUGAUGUUCUCGUGGAAAAGCCAGGCAUUAUAAUUAGGAAUGAAAACAAGAGAGA
Ceratosolen solmsi marchali is the source of this 1131-nucleotide messenger RNA. RefSeq lists its product as uncharacterized. Lineage: Eukaryota; Metazoa; Arthropoda; Insecta; Hymenoptera; Agaonidae. The record is from RefSeq and is a predicted model, not a curated record. Bases 82 to 1080 code for a protein of 332 amino acids. The transcript is spliced from 2 exons.